GAGAGGAAGCGACCACCACAAGAUUGGCAGUCAGGGUCGAGCCGCCACACGUCAAACUCUCGCUCUCCUCCUUAUCUUCUUCUCAUUACCCUGUUCGCCCGUCUCAACCAUGGCCUGGACCACCAAGCAAGUGCUGCUGGCCCUCUUGAUGGUCGUAACGGGCUCCAUUAAUACCCUCUCGACUAAAUUGGCAGAUCAAAUGACAGCAGUCAAUAGUGCAGGUGUAGAUGCCCCUUUUGUUCAUCCAUACUUCCAGACGGAUGGCAUGUUUAUAGGAGAAAUGUUAUGUAUGUUGACUUUCUACAUUAUGUAUCACUACGAACGACGUCAGCGGCAGGGACAAGUAGAAAUGUCGCCAACCAAUGACCAGACUCCUCGGUUUCCAGUGGUAAUCUUCUUUGUGCCAGCCAUGUGUGACACCCUAGCGACGUCGACCAUGUAUCUCGGCCUCACACUGACGUAUGCCAGUUCAUUUCAGAUGUUGAGAGGUGCGGUUAUUGUGUUUACUGGGCUUCUGUCUGUAGCCUUUUUGGGACGUAAAUUGAGAUACUAUCAAUGGAUUGGCAUGAUAGUUGUCAUAAUGGGUCUGGUUAUUGUUGGCGUCUCCGACUUUGUGGGCAGCAACGAGAGUGAGGGCUACACUCUUAACGGCAUUAUUACAGGGGAUCUGCUGAUCAUUGCAGCUCAGAUUGUGACAGCCACGCAAAUGGUAAUAGAGGAAAAGUUCGUGACGAAGCACAACGUGCCUGCGUUAUUGGCUGUGGGCUGGGAAGGUGUCUUUGGCUUUACGGUAAUGACAAUCUUGCUGGUGCCAUUUUACUGGAUUCCUGCGGGUAUCUUCAGUGGAACUCCCCGUGGUGUACUGGAGGACGUUCCAGAUGCAUUUACUCAGCUUGGCAAUAAUCCAGCUCUGAUUGGUCCCAUAUUAGGUAACAUUAUCAGCAUAGCCUUUUUCAACUUUGCUGGUGUGAGUGUAACGAAGGAGCUCUCGGCAACUACCCGCAUGGUGCUCGACUCUGUUCGUACACUUGUUAUCUGGGUGGUCUCUCUCAUUGUCAAGUGGCAAGAGUUUCAGUAUCUUCAGCCAAUUGGAUUUGCUGUGUUGGUUAUUGGCAUGAUGCUGUAUAACGAUGUUGUGAUAUUACCGUUCCUGAGGAAUAGAGGGUGUAUCAAUGAUGACUUGCCGGAAGACACAGAGCCAGUUAUUGCAUCAAAUUCAUCAGGAAGAUCAACAGAUUCGAUGGAUAAGGAGGGCAUAGAUAACCCCAAUGCUACAGUAGAGCCUCUAUAAUUGAACGACAUUCCAAGUUUUAGCUAUUAAAACUGGUCUUUUAGAACUGAAGAUUCUUCUUUAAGCGCACGUAUAAAUUUUAUCUUGCCCACGAGAAUGUCGCCUCUGUGCUGGAGACAGGAGUGGGGAAAAUUAUUUUAGAUGUCCAGUAUUUUUGUAGAUAAAUUGCAAUUAUAUUUGUUGUAUCCAUUAAAUUUAUCCUCUUUCAUUAUUGAGGUCCUUUGGUCUCAUUUCACCUAAUGGUGGGGUAAAUUUUUUAUUUUAUUUAUUGCUUAACAUACACUGUACAGUAUAAUUUUUAUUGCAUUUUAUGCAAAUACAGUAUUAAAGGUCAAAGAAUUUUGGUGAUAUAUACAAAUUGGCACAUUUUAAAGUUACUAAUGAAGCAUUUCUUAUAGAAAUAUUGAAUUUUUGGUAGGAUAAUAGAUUUCUUCAGCCUGUGAUAUUUGUAAUGGGCAUUACUAUUGUGUUAUCGUCAUAUAAAGACAAAAGUUGGUAUAAAUGAAUCUGAAUCUAUUUUAUAGUAGUACAGUGAAUAAUUAUGCCUGACUAGACACAAUUUGCUACUCGUUUAAUGUGUUGGUGUUUGUGAGCUAAAUCUUUGUUUCUCGUAAGGCGACUAGAAAUGUUUGUAGUCUAUACAUACUGAUAUUGGUAGCAUACAGUACAUGCCAUUGUUAUUUAUGGCCCCAAAUAAUUAGUUAAAAAUAUAUAUAUCCUUGUAGUUCUUUGCCUGUUUUAACGAAGAAAAGAUGCACUUGACCUAAAAUGUGCUUGUAUAAUAUUUUGUUUAACUUGCGUCACAUAUAGCAGUUACAUGGAAAUAGAAUGGGACAUCUUUAAUGACUGUACUGUAUUUUGUCUUUUUUUUUUUUUUUUUUUUUUUUUUUUUUUUUUUUAAAUUCAGUAUAAUUUUCUUAACAUAUGUGGGGGCGGGUUCUCGCUGAACCAUGCGUUAAAGAAGUUAAAAAUGUAACGGUCCAUCAUUUUCUCCUAUUUAAUGUAGCUGGGUUUAAGUUUUGGUUUGCUGUAAUGGUGGUGUCAAGUUCUUCCGUGCAUAAAUCUUUGUGUGGGAGAAUGUGAUGCUGGAAAUAUGAGGAAUGUGUUAUUUACUGAAGUAAUGAAAAUUAGAAGAAGAAACUUGACCACACCUCACACUUGUAUAUGCAGCUUUUAAAAAAAAGUAUUUUUUUUUUGUGUACAGUUGUGUUGUUCUAGUUUUUAUAGUUAAUUUAUAAAAUGUACGAACCAUGAUAUUAAAUGCCUUUACAAUGAAGGCCUCGAACCUAAACGCCCCAUUAUGUGCACCUAUAAGCUAUUUGAAGAGUUUCUGGCCUAUUCAUAACAGUAUUGACUAUUUCAUUUUGAGCUGUAAUUUGAAUAUGAAUAUCUCCAAACUAAUCAGAAUUAACUAUCAUAAGUUAAUUUAUCUGAUUAACGUGAUUAAACUACAAAUUAGUGUACAUAAGUACCAGAGAUUAUUUAAAUCAGUGUAGUGACUAUAUUGUGUAAAGAUAAAUAGUACAUUUAUUCUUAAAUGGUUAGAAUAUUUGUGUGUGUGAUACAUUCCUAUUUAGUAUACCACUAUCCCAAAUGUUAUUGUAAGGCUCAAUGUUUAAUAAUUUUUUUGUAAUUAAAGAUUUGAACACUGCAGUAUGUUUAGAGUAAAAAUUAAUUGCUAUUUUUGUUAUGUGAUCAAAUCUGACUAAAUUUUAUUUAGGAAAUCAUUAUUGUAAUAUUAAAUAUUUUUGAUACA
Procambarus clarkii (red swamp crayfish) is the source of this 3047-nucleotide messenger RNA. RefSeq names its product solute carrier family 35 member F6. Gene Ontology annotation, biological process: pyrimidine nucleotide-sugar transmembrane transport. NCBI's taxonomy places the organism in Eukaryota, Metazoa, Arthropoda, Malacostraca, Decapoda, Cambaridae. Gene Ontology annotation, molecular function: pyrimidine nucleotide-sugar transmembrane transporter activity. Gene Ontology annotation, cellular component: intracellular membrane-bounded organelle; Golgi membrane. The record is from RefSeq and is a predicted model, not a curated record.